GGCGAGCGUCGCAAAUGGAUGAAAGAGUGUGCUGCGGUCGUGUGCGAUUCGCGCAGUGAUGUGAAUCAUGGCUUCUCCGGCGGAGCUUCCUGUGUGAUCGUCGCGUUGAUCUGUUCGUGUGUUGUCGCUACGUGUUGUGCGAGCCCUGAUCGCGAGAGGAGAAACUGUGCUUUCUUUCGCCGCUAUCAUUUGUAAUAUUAGUGCAGCCUGUGGAUAAAAUGAAUGAAUAGCCAAGCGAGUGCGAAGGACGGGUUACGUGAGCACCAUUGUCACAGCCGAGAGCGCUUCGCGCUAGUCGCUGCUUUUUUCGUGGAACUGCGACUCGCUAUGGUCUCGUCGUAGCGCUGCACGACCGCGAUUGAUGCGGCAGCAACGAUGGGCCUCGGAUACGCGAGCGUCGGAUGCUGCUCUAGGCCUAACAAAGCUCUCUGUGUGGGACAAAGGCGUACUCCUCUGACAGCUGACUGCCUGCAACGGCGAGUCUGACGCGUCGGGAACGCGUGCAGUCUUAUACCAUGGAGACGGUCGGAGAGUUCGAGUACAACACCAAGGAUUUGAUCGGCCACGGCGCCUUCGCGGUCGUCUACAAGGGCCGCUACAAGGCGAAACCGGAGCUGCCGGUGGCCAUCAAGAGCAUCACCAAGAAGAACCUGGCAAAGUCUCAGAAUCUCCUCGGCAAGGAAAUCAAAAUUCUCAAGGAGCUGUCCGAGCUGCAUCACGAAAACGUGGUCGCCCUGCUCGACUGCAAGGAAACUGCCCACCAUGUUCAUCUCGUCAUGGAGUACUGCAAUGGGGGAGACUUGGCGGAGUAUCUCUUGGAGAAAGGCACGCUGAGUGAGAAUACCAUCCGCCUCUUCCUGAGGCAAAUUGCCGGCGCCAUGCGGGCGCUCAACGCCAAGGGCAUCGUUCACCGAGACCUGAAGCCGCAGAACAUCCUGCUCUGCCACGGGCCGCGGCCCAAGCCGGCGCCGGCGGACAUCACGCUCAAGAUCGCCGACUUCGGCUUCGCGCGGUUCCUCCAGGACGGCGUCAUGGCGGCCACGCUCUGCGGGUCGCCCAUGUACAUGGCGCCCGAGGUGAUCAUGUCCCUCCAGUACGACGCCAAGGCUGACCUCUGGAGCAUCGGCACCAUCGUGUUCCAGUGCCUCACGGGCACGGCGCCUUUCAAGGCCCAGACACCUCAAGCCCUGAAGCAGUUUUAUGAGAAAGCAACAAACCUUGCUCCCAGGAUACCAUCGGGAACAUCUCGUGAACUGCAUGAUCUUCUGAGCAGGCUUCUCAAGAAGAAUGCUAAGGACAGAAUGGAUUUUGAUGCAUUCUUCUCACAUCCGUUCUUGAAAACUGUGGCCAAACUGAGUUCUCCCAUGCCGGUGCCAUCGAGGCGGUCGGCAUCUCCUCCUGACGUGGGAGGCGGAGCAGUGGCGCCUCCUGCAGGGGGCUGGGGCUCUCCCAUGUCGGGACAGCUUCCCCCGUCUCCACAGGGCUGGUGUGGGGAAGACUUGGGAGGCUCGGGGGCGACACAGGCGGCUGCCCUCAAGAGUGCCUCAUCGUCCUCCUCCCCGGAAGAUCAGGACUUUGUCAUUGUUCCAGCUUCGAUUGGAGAAGAUCAGCAAAGCAGUGGGACUGGAGCUACUCGGUGGCCCUGCGAGGAUUCUGGCAGCACCCCGGCCAAGAAGAUGGCUUCGGGAGGCAAUGUGCCAGCAUCGCCAACGAGCCACGAGGGUUCACCCCGACCUUCGUUCCUGCCCGUACAGCAGCAGCAACAGCAGCAGCAGCAGCAGCAGCAACAGCAGCCACAGCAGCCACCCCAUCAGCCGCAGCCGAGAGCUCCGUGUGGCCCACGAACAGAGCCAAUUCCAGUGCCCUCUCAGAAGCGAGCCUUUGAGCAGAUGCAGCGCAGCGGAGGCAGCAGCAGCGGUGGUGGCGUAGCCACGACAACUGCCGCUCUGCCUUCCGAAGGAGCUGCAUCGCCGAACCAGAACCUGACUGGUGUCUCUUCAUCACCACGGCUGAUGCAGCUGGAGCGGAAGGACUCGCUGGGGUCGAACUCUAGCGACCUAGGGCGCAGGACGCCAGAUUUCUCCAACCUGUCCCCUCCUUCAGUGCAAUUCCACAUUGGGACUCCGCCCGGGGGUGGUCGUCGGCGCCACCUGAGUGGAGGAACCCCACCGAGGGUCAGGCACUCCAUACCCAUUGCCACCUCGGGCUCCCCCAUCCGGCGACACUUGUGCGGCAUGGCCAAUGUGAACCAGCUGGCGAUGCUGAAUGGCAACCCUCAGCAGCUGCCCCCUAUCCUCGGCUCACCGAUGGGUGGCCGCGAAGGUGAUCCUGGCUUUGGUCUCAACCUCAACAGCAUCCGAAGUGCAGCGUUGGCCACUCGAGCCAUGACGUUGCCAGAGAUGCGCAGAGACAGCAGCGGCGGAUCAGACCAACUGGAUGGUGGUCUUCACAAGUCGGGCAGCGCUGGAGGCAGGCUAUACGACCAUGGGGCGUUCCUCCGUGGAGCCAACCUGGCCUCGGAGCAGGCGGCACUCGGCUCGUACAGCCCGCCGGGCAGCAUGGGUGCAUUCUUUCCGGGCAGUGGUGACUGGCCGGGGGGUCGGCUGGGCUCACCCGGUGCCACAGCAGUGGCCCCGUGCUGCUUCCCUUUCGGCACCUCGCCGCCCAAUGGCGAGCCGCCAAACUUUGUGCCACCACCCGAGCUGCCCCAGGAGACUCUCUUGGAUCGGGAGCACAAUGAGACCCUGGCGAAGCUGCACUUCAUCGAUGCCCUGGUGGGUUGCAUCGUGGAACUGGCACGUUCCAAGGCAGAGCCCCUGGCCGCUGCCUUAACAGAGUCCAUGUACUGGCGUCAGUGCUGUUCGUCUCCCGAGGAGCAGGUGGCCCGUGCACUCGGCGAGGGCCACCGCCGUGCCGAGCAGCUUGUGCUGUACGUCCGUGCCGUGCAGCUGUUGGCAUCGGCGCUCAACCUGGCCCGAGACCAGGUGGCCCAGAGGCGACUCAGGGCUUCGUCGAGUGUGCGGCAGCUGCUGCGCGGCAUGCAGCAGACCCUGCACCGUUGCAUGGACUGGUGCCGACGGCUAUCCCAGCAGGGAGUGCUGCAAGCGUCGGCCUCCUCGGCACCCCCUCUCACGGCUGACCGGCUGCUCUACAACUAUGCCAUUGACAUGUGCCAGACGGCCGCCAUGGGUGAGUUGUGCGUUCACACAGAGGAGCACACGGGUGCCCUGGAUGGCACGUCAAGCGAACACAGUCGUGAUGCAGUCACCGCUACCCUCACAGAGUGCUUUCGGCGCUACCAGACGGCCCAGAUCUUGCUGCACAGUUUGGCACAGCAAGUGGAAAACGAGGACGACAGGGCACUGCUCAACCGAUACAAGGACGCUGUGGAGAAGCGGCUCCACUUGCUCCAGAGCGAAGGCCUUGUGUGGGCCUACGACUCGACCUGAAGAGGAAGGAGGGCCCCGGGUCGCCCUCCGGUGGCCGUUCCAUCGGCCGCUCCUUUCUGUGCUCCUCGUCCACUCCCCUGUAGUGCGCUUGUGCUGCUGCCUGCCCCAAGUACUGUCCUUGAUGGUGGCUGUGAACUUUGCGACCUUGUUCUAUGCCUUGUUUGUUUCAUCUCCACUCAUCGGAUUUUUUUUUUUUUUCCUCACCUUCAUUGUUCUGAGAACUAAGCCUUUCUUCACGGACUUUAAGAAGUCGCUCGUUCACGACUCAUUCAUGUUUUACUUUGUAAUUUUUGCAUUCCCCAUUUGUCAUCAUAGCCAAAAGACAAAAAAAAAAGAAAGAUUGCUGCACAACUAUCACCUUCUUACAUUUGGACGGCUCCUUUAUUUCUGUAGCUUGCAGGCCCUGGAUCUUGUUUCUGUGCUACAUUGUUGCAGUCGUGAGAUUUCCACCGAAAGGGAUCAUAAGCAAGAAAGUCGCCCUUUUUCAUCUGCAUUUCCCAUACAAGAUCCCUAAAGUUGUGAAAUAGCUGCUCAUGUGAGCUGUUUGCAACAGAGGGAUUUGUGCUGCUACUACUCCUGCUACUAUAAGGAUGUCAUCAUGCACAUUUAAAGAAGCUCUACAGCAAUUGUUGGCUUCCUCCCACUUCUGUUACUGAGCUGGACUAACAAAUUUUAUUCUUACGGAGUUAACUGCGCAGAUUUAUUGCACCAGUCAACAUACAAAUAGUACGCCCAUCUACCUAGGCAUUGUGUGUGCCAACUGCACAUUUUGUGUCCUCUAUCCUUGGCAUAUCUUUUCCUAAACUUGCACCACGGUUGUUCAUUUGCAACACUCGGUUCAUUUCGCGCUUUCAGCCAUUCUCACCACGCACUUUGCAAUCGCAUAGUUUGUGAAGUAUCAAUUAUCCUUUGGUGCCUGGUACUACUGUUAGGCCUCGUUGCAAUAGAAGUAGACAAGCCUCCAGCAACUCCUGUUGCUGUCAACUCGAAGUUGUGCAUCCAUGGCACGUAGGUGCUCCAGCUUUUCUUGUUUUCCCACUGCCUUCUGUCUUGGAGCCCUCUUAAUUUAUUUAGCAUGCUUAAGUUUUCCUCGAACUCGAGAGAAAGCUGUUCUAGGGAAGUUGUGAUAAAACCUUUACUUGCACGCGGCGAGCAGGCGGAUUGCAUCUGGCACUUGAUCAGCAUACAUCGGGAAAAAAAAGUUUCGCGCCCGUUGAAAUGUGCUUUUGUCACGUGGAAGUAAUCACCACUAUUUUUGCAUGCACUUUCAUUUUAAAGCCGUCUGCUGCUGGGUACUUCACAGUCAGUGAUGUGCCCAAUUAUGUGUAACAUUGGCAAAAAAAGAAAAAGGACUGGGUAUUAUUGAGAGCGAGUUGUAUGCAUAAUGGUGGCGGUUGUUACUGCAGGACAAGAGCUGACCUCGGAGAGAGAGAGAGUAGCCCUUGCUUUCUUUUUUUUAAGGAAUGUAGCUUGUGGACCAAUGUGCCCGUAGACGCAGACUUCCCAAUGUUGCGCCUAUGCCUUUCCCUGCUGCCAUGUCAAUGACUAGUCAGAUUUCCUGAAUGAGAAGGACCGAGAGCGGAUCCCCGAAUGCUGACAGAAGUCGACUUGCUAGAGUUUCAGUCCAAAAGCCAUGAGGCGAAAAACCGCGUGGCUGAAUGCUUGUCCCCCCACUACUUGAUGUGCCAAUUGAUAUCGCUUUUUUGCCAGUCAUUGCGUUUCAUUCCCACCCAUCUGUUUACCCCCAAUGUUCACUGCUGGUAAUAAGUUUUCCUGCCUAAUAAAUGCCCAUAGUAACAUAUAAGAAUACUCUGCCAGUUUGAACUCUAUUGUCCCCUUUGAGUUGGAAAAGUAUGUUCCACAUCCGAGACCAAGUACCUGAACCAAAGCUGCUUUCGUAUGUACCUUUCAUGUUGCAGUUGUCCAUUAAUCUUGCUUUAUUUGCAAAAACUGGACCUGCCUUUCUUUGCCUGAUAUGUCCAUAUUCAUAAUUUUUUCUUUUUAGGCGAGCACAAUUUUACACUCGUGUUUGGAGCUAGGAGUAUGUGCUCACAAUUUGCUUUUGAUGUGCCAUGGUGCCUUGGCACUAUGAUUGCAGCAUUGCAAGGCCCACAAGUUCUUGAGACUAAUUUUUGUCGGCUCAUUUUGAAGCCCUUUCGAACAGCUUUAAACCGUUCGGUUGCACUUCAUGGCUUUUGGCACUGUCGGGUUUGUGACUGUGAAGUGAGGAUGUGGUGUGGAAGGUACUGCCAUGUUAGAAAGCCUGUUCGUCAGAGAAACAGAUUUUUAAAAAUUUGUUUACCAUGCUGCCAUGGAAUGGUUGCACUGUCCACGCAAAGGCAUCAAUGAUAAUGGUGUCUCUUGUAGGAACCGCAACAAAUCAGCUUGCACAUAUUAUUUCUCAUGUUUUUUUUUUUUUGUCCUGUGUACUCCAAACCUUUGUUGCAUGCUAGUUGUAAUGAGGGGGUUUUGUCAGGCAUAAUCGUAUGUAUAUAUACUGAGUAGCUGCUUUAACAGAGGCUUGGGCAAGGUUGUCGUAAAGAGUGUGAAAGUGCUGGCCAUUUCCUGAACUGGGUGCAUGCGAGUGCGUUUGACCAAAAGCUGUACUGAUAACCUUGCAUGGGAAGAGUUCCAAGCGAUGCAUCUGAAAUGAUACAACUAGGAGACUGUGAGUCGUGCUUUUGUGGCCGUGCAAUGCUCUGGGGUCAGCAGUGUUGCCUUGAACGAAAGAUACUAUGGAGGCUUUUCAAGCUGUUAGUUUCUUUCCUUUCACGGCUACUGAGAUUUUCCAUGAGUAUGGGGAGAUUUUUCGCUGUCACGUUUAAGCUACACGAAGGGAGAUCAACUUCACUUGCAAAUGGCUCUCUUAUCUGGGCCAUCAACACUGGUGUCACUUUGCCAUGUGGUGAUUUGGGCUUGAGAAAUGGCCUCGAUGUGCUGAACGUGCUCCGCGAGGAUUGCUGAUGCGAGGCGCGUGCAGCAAACAUGUGGGCUGGCGGAAAGCAGCGUGUGUAUGUUAUUCAUGCUCUUGUAUCUACACCAUUGUAUAUCAAAGAAAUGAGAAAAAGACAAAAAGAAGGUUUCUAUAUGGAAACUUGAGCAACAAAAACCUUUCUGUUAUUCGUUUAUGCCAUUACUCUUAUCCUCUUCUGCAUGCUUUAGCUUGCAGGGCCACGUGGUUUUUUUGGAAUGGUUGUGUAGUGGACAUACCAAAGUGUGUAAGCAGUACGACAUACCGUAUCAUUUCAAGUGUGCCUGCUUUGCUGAUAGAGUUCAUUGCUGCAUGAUGUAUGUAUGAUGUGUAUAAGUUGCGGUUCAUUUUGGUAGACCUGUCUUUCAUUUGAAAACAGUCAUGCUGGCAGAUUUGGCUGUGCAACUAACGCUGCAUAAGUGCUCCCCAGCAAUGGAUGCCUUGCGGAGGAGCUCUGUUUGUGUGUAGACAGAUGACAGUUGGGCCAUUGUAGUGUGGAUUCACGAGAACGUUUGUAGAAAAAGCUCAGCUGUAUGUACAGGUAGUGGUGUUCCUAUGUUGCGAAGUUCUUGAACUUGUCAUCGUCUGUUGUGAAGACCUUACGAUGAUGUUCAUUGGACUUCAGUUCAUACUAGAAUAUUUUUAGCCUCGUGUACAUCGCCGGUAGCUCUGUGUACGAGUGCCGUAUCAUCCUAAUAGAGCUGUCAUUGUUGUUCCUUUAGUUAAAAUUGAGCGUGGGCCACUGAGUUGUCUUUUGUGGUGCUUAUACCAUUUUUUUAUGUUCAUGCCUACAUUAUGAUUUUACUUUGGAGGUCACCAGAGGUGUGUUUUCAUGUCUGCGUGCCUAGUGCGAUGGCCUAGUGUGUAAAAGCUAUUUCAUGACAUUGCUUGAUGCUUACAGAAGCAGCACGAUUUCAUGGCAGGCGGGUACUUUUGCAAAAAUAUGGUAAAACAAGCAAAAAAAUAAACAAUGUUGUAGUCUCUUUGUUUGUGAGUGUCUUGAAAAGUGUUGUGAUAUCUCCCUCUAGCUGCUAUACAUAAAACUACAAAUAAUGGGCAUGGUUGUGCACACAAAUAACGCUGUAUAGUGUAACUGAUACUGAACGUUGAAGAGGAACAAAAAAAUAAGAAUGUAUGCUAUACAGCCUUUCUCCUCACUGUCGAAAGUAUGCCUGCCAUGCAGAGGCCAGUUGGAAUCUGCAUGCACAGUGGAUGACAGUGCUUCUUUGUGAGUGGGUCUCGCUGUUCUCAAGGCCAGUCAUUUUCCAGAUGAGCACUUGCUUCCUACAUGUUGGUUCAUAGCCAGAAUUUCUCGCGCCCGCUCAGGUCAGUUGUCUAGUGCAGGUUGACAAAGGUGCUCUCAUUCUUUGCAUUGAGAACUCCAUGUGCAUUGCGAGCUGCAGCAUGCCUUGCUAGAAAGCUUGCCUUCGCUGUGAUCAUGCGACUUGCAAUUAUCAUGUUUUGCUACUUGCUCAGGGGUCUGGUGUCCGGUACAAAAUGUUUGGGACAGCAGUUUAUUACUUCUUGCCACUAAGGUGUGCCUCAGAUUCUGUCCUUUUUUUUUUCUUUGAGAUUUUCACAAAACUUAAUGCCCACAGAAGAAUUCUUGCUGCUUACCUUUCUUAUUAUGGCACUAAAUAGCAAUAUUAAGUUAACUUUCAUUGUUAUACCACAUCUGCCUCGUUAGGAGCCUUGUUAACCCCCAAGGGAUACAAAAAUGAAGCAGUUGGUGACACCACAUGCAAAUUAGGGCAUGCUGUCAAAGCCAAUCUGGAUUUUGGCAGCAUCUGCCAUAGCAUUAGUUAAUUGCCCACGACUGAAAGCAACUGUCCUGUAUUCUCAAGCAAGCAACGACUAAAUUUGGCAACAUUUCAGCACCAUUUCGCGUGUUUAAAGUGAACCGAAUAUGCGAAAUUUCAUACAAUUUGUGAUGCUGGACUCGCAUGGUCAGUGCAGCCGUUUAAAAUUCGAAAUCCAGGAGGGGAAGCUAGGACAGGUGACUUGAUUCCUCCACAUAAAAACAGGGUUUUAAAGAUGUAAUCCGCCAGUCUAGGCUGAUUUAGUUGUCUACUAUGCCCCUUUAAGAAGGCCUGUAUCUGAGCGCCCAACUGCCUCCUCUCUCUCACUAUUGCAUUUACCUUGAGUGCCAGACAUGUAGAAAUUCGUGCUUUUUUUAUGUUUUGCUACAUGCUCUGGAGGUGCAACAUAGAAAAUGUGGCUGGCCUUUACGAGAACCUGCUCGACACCCAAGUUCAUUAGAAACAAAGGGAGAACGAGUGAAUCACAUCAUGGUUUGGUUGAGCAAAGACACAUGGCCUUUCACUGUGCCGUAACUGUACAUAGCUGUGUAUACACGCGACAUCUUUUGUUUAUAGGAAGACUGUAUAUAGGCUUUGUUGGCUGCCACAUGAAAAAAAAAAAGAAAAAAAUAAUUGUGCUCUGUGGCACAGGACUUGCCAGUGCACUUGCUGGGGACAAGCUUAACUGAACAUACACAUCUGCUGGGCAGUUAGUAUAUAUAUAUAUAUACAUAUUUUCAUUCGUGUGAGUUACUUUUGUUGUAGUGUGUUUGUGAAGCGUGCAAUUUUAUUUUCAUUUUUUGUUCAUUAAUUAAUUUCCUUCGAAUGUGUGCAGACACACUUCGAAAGAAGAAAAAAAAAAGCAGGAAAAGCUAAAAUUUCCACUUUUUCUUUUUAAAUCUUGUACAGCCGUUUGUAAUAAAGAGUUUGUCUGCUGCCUGUAA
Molecule: messenger RNA, 9163 nt
Organism: Dermacentor albipictus
Lineage: Eukaryota; Metazoa; Arthropoda; Arachnida; Ixodida; Ixodidae
Gene: Atg1
Product: serine/threonine-protein kinase unc-51-like protein Atg1
Biological process (GO): positive regulation of autophagy; reticulophagy; autophagosome assembly
Cellular component (GO): cytosol; phagophore assembly site membrane; phagophore assembly site
Molecular function (GO): ATP binding; protein serine/threonine kinase activity
Source: RefSeq, a predicted model, not a curated record